AUGGCCAAGCCUCAGCCUUCCUGGGGUCUCGCUGGCCCCGAGACGCCUGCAUCGCCGCGGACGAUGCGAACCCUUCGGAAGAUCCAAUCUCAUCAGGUCCUGACCACCUCCAGUGCCCUCAUCGCCCAAACUCAGUCUUCUCGCCCAUCCGCUACUCGUCAAACAGAUUCCGGACCCACAGCCACACCGAACAGCAGCUCGACGCGCACUCUCACACACCGACGGGCGCGAUCAAACAGUGAUGCGGCGGCUCGCGAAGCGGCCCUCGCCGCACCCAUGCCAACUCAGAGACGCCCUGCAAGAAAGACCGGCUCGGGAAUAGGCAUCAAAAGAUCCCUUCUGGAGAAUCUGCUUCGUGAUGGACCGCAGAAUGGGAAAACUCACGAAGGACUUCAAGAGUUGAAGUACCUAAUUCUCUCAACCAAAGUGGAUGCGGAUGGAGAUGGCAUGUCCCCGUACAGAAUCUAUCUCUGGCUGGUACUCCUCAACAUUCCGCCCGUUCCCACUGACGACUACCUGACUCUGGUCCACCGCGGUGGUUCCCCCGCCUACACGAAAAUUCGCAACGACACUUUCCGGACUCUCGCGACUGAUCCUCUCUUCAAGCGGCGCGUGACCGAAGCUAGCCUGAUCCGGCUACUGAAUGCGGUGGCAUGGAAAUUACACGACUCGAAAGUCAAGCCUCGCUCUCGACCUACUUCAUCCCGGAGACGUGAAAUGGAACUCCUGGUUGACACGCCACCGAGCAUUGCGGAAGAGCCAAGUGCCGACUCGGCGAUCUAUGUUCAGGGUAUGAAUGUUCUCUGCGCACCCUUUCUGUACGCAGCUCGCAGCGAAGUGGAGGCGUUUGCCCUGUUUCACUAUUUCGUAACCCAAGAAUGCCCCGGAUAUAUCCGCGGAGCUAUGGAUGGAGUUCACAAGGGCCUUCGACUAGUUGACCGAUGUCUGGAAAUUGUGGAGCCCAAACUUGCGGCCUAUCUCGUCUCUAGGAACUUGUCUGCGGAAUUGUACGCCUUUCCUUCCGUUCUGACACUCUGCGCCUGCACUCCACCGUUGCCAGAGGUCCUCCACCUGUGGGACUUUUUGUUUGCUUACGGUCCACAUCUCAAUAUCCUCUGCAUUGUCGCUCAGUUGGUCCGAAUACGGGAUGCCAUAUUUGAAAGUGAUAGGUGA
Molecule: messenger RNA, 1173 nt
Organism: Penicillium argentinense
Lineage: Eukaryota; Fungi; Ascomycota; Eurotiomycetes; Eurotiales; Aspergillaceae
Product: TBC domain-containing protein
Exons: 2
Coding region: 1-1173 (390 amino acids)
Biological process (GO): negative regulation of septation initiation signaling; activation of GTPase activity
Cellular component (GO): mitotic spindle pole body
Molecular function (GO): GTPase activator activity
Source: RefSeq, a predicted model, not a curated record